This is a messenger RNA of Striga asiatica, 905 nucleotides long. NCBI's taxonomy places the organism in Eukaryota, Viridiplantae, Streptophyta, Magnoliopsida, Lamiales, Orobanchaceae. The record is from the annotation of a GenBank genome assembly.
ACAUAUGUGACGAUGAUGUCCACAUCGGAUCUCACGUCCUAGCUGGCACGAGUGGCGAUGACAUGGGCGAACUAAUCUCGAGCUUCCUCCUCCGACAGCUCUGCUUCCGACUUCCCGACUCUGGCCCACUCCUCUUCCCCACCACGAACUUAACGAUCCUCGUCAGCGCCACAUCCAACGUCUCGUCGUCCAUGUUGGCGAAGCAAACCCUAAACCACCCGGGCUCAGAGCAAUGGAACGACCCGCCAGGCGACACGUUUAACCGAACCUCGUUCACAAUCACCCUCCAAAGCUCGAGCUCCGACUCGAAAGUUGCCUCCUUUAGAAGCCUCCUCAAAUCCAUCCACAAGUAUAGCCCGGCAUUGCUCUUCAAGCUCCCGAUACCCACUCGACCCAAUCCUCGGGAGAUAGCCGCGUGCCUUUCCCCGAGCCUCGUCGAGCUCUCGGUCAAAAACCGGUCAACGAAAGCCUCGUCCGACAGCAUCGAAGCUAUUAGGUGUUGCGUUUGCGUGGAGACGAGGCCGAAGCUCGACAUUUUCCGAGCGCAGUUCACUACCGCGUCGUUGUACGAAUUACGCCGACACGGAAACCGGGGAACCCGAGAUCUUUCGACAAGCUAUAGACAAUGUGGACUAAGUCGAGGGCUCUCUUGGAUUAUUUCGGAGAUUCCGAUGAAAUCGGGACGGUCGAAAACGGUUGCGGAGGAGUCUCGUAGGGUUUCUCGGUCGAGGACCGUGCCUAAGGGGUUCGACGGGUUGUUUAGGAGGAGGCCUUUGACUUUGAUGUUUGACUUUCUCGCGUUUUGGUAUGCGGACUCGAGGGCUUCGCGGAUAACCGGGAUGAGUUUUACUCCCGUGCGCCAUGUUAGGUCGCGAUCGUUUCUGCAUGAUGGGAGUUUAGAAUGU